AUGGCCAUAACAUACUCCUUGCCCUUAAAGGAUUGGUACUUUGAAAAGACAUCUGAGUGGACUCUUGAUUAUCCACCCUUUUUCGCUUACUUUGAGUGGUUCUUAGCUCAGUUUGCUGUUUUAUUCGAUAAGGAGAUGCUAGUGAUCAAGAAUCUUUAUUACGAUAGUAUUCAAACUAUAUAUUAUCAAAGAGCGACUGUGAUAGCUAGUGACCUAGUGUUUCUUUAUGCGUAUUUGAAAAGUCUAAAUCCCUAGGGUAAAACUGAUUAUCUAAGAUUUAGCUUUAUUUACCUGAAUGCAGGCCUGCUUAUACUAGAUAACAUGCAUUUCUAGUACAACUCAAUGAUGAAAUUGGUAUUCACAAGAAAGUUUCAUGCAAUGAGAGCGGCCUUAAAUUUCAUUAGAUUAGCAAUUUAAACAGUAGUAGUUUUUGCAAUCAGCUUUGGGCCAUUUAUAUAUUCUGGAUAAUUUAUGUAAAUUUUGUCAAGACUGUUUCCAUUCUAAAGAGGACUUGUCCAUUACUACUGGGCAUCAAAUAUCUGGGCUGUUUAUAUGGCUAUUAACAAGUAUCUUGUUAAUAUUAUAAAGAUGAUAACAUCAGGUUAAAAAGUAUAAAUCGAGUCUAACUCUCAUAUUCCUUAUUGUAAGUCUAAAUAUCAUAACCUUGAUUAGCCAGUGAUUAUUUCGAUGUUCAUGAAAAUAAAUAGGAAAAACUUCGCCUUCUACUUGGCUGUUACAAACUUCAUAGUGUAUAACUUUGGAUUUCAUGUUCAUGAAAAAGCAAUGCUAAUGACAAUCAUCCCAUUAAUCUUUUUGGACAUUUUUGCCUUUGAUAGUGCCAGCUAAAGAAUUAUUUGUGAAGCAUUGGAUAUUUCUAGCAGAUACAAAAAUUAUCAAAAUGGUAAAAUAUUUGCAAACUCAUACUUCCUCUAGGAAAAAUCAGGAACAUAAUUAGGUGAACCCACAGUCACUCAAGUCAUUAGACAGAACUUGUUGAGGAACUUGAUGUCAAUACAAAUGAAGUUCUUGGUAUAUUGUCGAUUAGAUUAAUAUUCAUUAGUGAGGAAGUGGAAAAGACCUAGAGAAAUUGGAGAAGGUUCAUGGGAGUUUGAGAUUGGUGAGCCCAUAAAGCAAUUCAACCCUGAAUCUGAUCUAUUAGCUCCAUCAGGUGAGAAUCCUAUCUUCUUGAGGAAAGACACUAAUGACAGAUUUGAGUGGAGAAUCAGAAAUCUAAAGUAUCCCAAAGAAGUCUACAAUCUAUCAGUUGACCACAACACCUAAGACAUCGUGCUAAGAACAACCAAUAAGAAGUACUUCAAGAGAUUCGAUAUUCCCGACUUGAAAAGGCUAGGAAUAAAAUUAGAUGAGAGUAAUAUUGCUUGGAAAUAUCAAAACAACACAUUAAUUAUUGGCUAUGAUAAGCCAGAGAAGAUCAAAGAAUUAGAUAGGAAAAAGCAACAAGAAAUAUAACAGUUAAGUAAAAAGCAAGCAUAGACUGGAGUUCCGAUGGUAUAGUCAAGUUAAUAGAAUGCCUUAGGCGAUGGAAACGUUGACUGCAAGUAAUAGUGA
Molecule: messenger RNA, 1569 nt
Organism: Stylonychia lemnae
Lineage: Eukaryota; Ciliophora; Spirotrichea; Sporadotrichida; Oxytrichidae
Source: the annotation of a GenBank genome assembly